AUGGAUUCAAUUCAUUUACUAAAAGCAUAUCCAAUAAAUAUAAACAAAACUAAUUUUGGUAUCCAAGAUCAAGUUGUAGAAUCAGAAUUAUUUAAUGCAGUAUGGAUCCAAAAAGAGAAUUACAACCAAGAGGCAGUUAAAAUGUUAUGUGAAAUGUGGCAAGUACCAGAGAGCUAUCUUGUUGGUAGAUUAAGAUGUGAAGCAGCAUUAAAAUUAAUUUUAAUUGAAAAAAAUAUGGCAGAGGGAUUGUAUUAUUAUAAAUUAGCAGCAAAUGAAAACAAAUCGGUUGAGGCUUUAUUUUCAUUAGCAAAUAUGAAACUUACCAUGACACAAACUUUACAAAGCCACAAAGAAGCAUUUGAACAUUUACAAAUUGCAGUUACACAACCACAAACCAUUGAAUAUGGCGAAGAAGUAUAUACAAAUAAAUUCAUUGUCGAGUCACAAUUAAUGUAUGCUAAUCUCUGUUUUGAAGGUGUUGGUGGCCCAAAAAAUUUAGAAGAAGCAAAGAAAUAUUAUGAAAUGGCAUUAGAAUAUUCUAAAAAUAAAGGUGCACCAUUUGCCAAAUAUGCCAUUAUCCUUUGUAGAGGUGAUGGUGGCGAUGUUAUUCCAAAAGAUUUAGAAAGAGGUUUAUCAAUUUUAAAGGGUAUUAUUGAUCAAGAUGGCGAAGAUACACAACCUGGUAUUAUAUUUUUAUAUGGUAAAUUUUUAUUUAGUAUUAAACCAGAGGAAGCUAUAGAGUUUAUUAGAAAAGCAGCAAAAAAUAAUUAUCCAACCGCCAAAGAUGAGUUAGAAACUUUUGAAUCAAAUUUAAAAAAAUUAAAAUCUGACAACAGUAAUAAUAAUAAUAAUAAUAAUAAUAAUAAUAAAAAAGGAAAAAAUAAUAAAGUAAAAAAAAAUAAUUUAUGUUAA
This is a messenger RNA of Dictyostelium purpureum, 912 nucleotides long. RefSeq lists its product as uncharacterized. The transcript has a single exon. Gene Ontology annotation, cellular component: endoplasmic reticulum membrane. Gene Ontology annotation, biological process: ERAD pathway. NCBI's taxonomy places the organism in Eukaryota, Evosea, Eumycetozoa, Dictyosteliales, Dictyosteliaceae. The coding region runs from base 1 to 912 and encodes 303 amino acids. The record is from RefSeq and is a predicted model, not a curated record. Gene Ontology annotation, molecular function: protein binding.